Messenger RNA from Botrytis sinoallii, 759 nucleotides. RefSeq lists its product as uncharacterized. The record is from RefSeq and is a predicted model, not a curated record. Gene Ontology annotation, cellular component: cell cortex of growing cell tip; actomyosin contractile ring. Gene Ontology annotation, molecular function: MAP kinase scaffold activity. The transcript has a single exon. Bases 1 to 759 code for a protein of 252 amino acids. Lineage: Eukaryota; Fungi; Ascomycota; Leotiomycetes; Helotiales; Sclerotiniaceae.
AUGAACAAUCGCAAUGGACCUUUGUCACCAGUUUCAAUAGGAAGCAACAACGAAUGGUCAGGAAUUGAAAAAUAUCAAGACGAUAACGAUUCGCCCUACCAGAUGAAUCGCGGACAGCUUGCUUCACCGCCGAUAUCGAGCGGAUCAAACGGUACAAUGAAUGGGGGAGAUUUCCCGCCUAGAGGUCCUUCUGGUGGCAGCCCUGGCAAUCCAUCUCCUCCAAGCUCCAUCGGCCGUUCAAGUAUUGGCACAGGUUUAUACGCAGGAAGCGAAAGUGGGCAGGACAAGAAAGAUGAACAAUUCGAGGCUUUACUAUCAGAGCACUACGUUUCAUUGAAACGAUAUCUGGCAGCGUCAUUGAGAGAUGAGAAGGGGAAUCCUAGACCCAACAGAGCGCGAGAUAAGUUGCUACGAUUGUCUCCUGUUCAAUUCCAGGAACUCAGUACCGAUGUCUUUGAUGAACUUCUACGAAGGCAGCAGGCAGGGAGAAGGACUCCCAAUGGACAGAGAAACGAUCAAGGACCUCCGCCGUACUUGUUGCCGAAAAACACGUUCCACCCGAAACGAAAUCAGGCCCGCCAGAAGUUGUCUACGCUGCCACCGCCCAGGUUUAGAGAUUUAGCUACAGAUGUAUUUUAUGAAUUGGAGCGAAGGUUUCCGCAAUUCACUGCUGGUGAUAGAAGUCGCAUGGGUAGUCCUGUAUCUACAAGAGGACCCCAAGCAGGAAUGGAAUGGCACACCUUGGGAUAUGCCACCUAG